Messenger RNA from Mesorhabditis spiculigera, 1020 nucleotides. The record is from the annotation of a GenBank genome assembly. Lineage: Eukaryota; Metazoa; Nematoda; Chromadorea; Rhabditida; Rhabditidae.
AUGCUCAUCUAUUAUGUCUGCAUUGCACUCCUUGCUCAUUCGGCUGAUGUCUCGGCGCAACACGAUGCAAGUCAAUCUCUUCCAAUACGAGGAGCGAAUGGCCGAGGAGAAGCGGAAGAAGAAGGAGGAAAAGAAGCUCAAAAAGGAGUCGCGAUUUUCGAAACUCAAGGCUACAUCUCGACGCUGGCUGGGGCUUUGAGCGGGGUUAUAACGCCGCUUUGGUGCGAAAUCGACUCCCCGGCAAAACUUCACGACGCAAAUUUCCUCCACAUUGGCGAAAAUCGCCUUCACCCCGGCUUCAUCAACGGCUCCAAGGCCUUCCUCGACUUCCCCAACGCCACUAGUAAUCAGCUCGGGGAGUACAAGUGCAUCCUGAUUGACGACAACAAUACACGCUUUGAGGCUACGCAACAGAUUUACGCUAAGCCAUUUUUCUACGUUCAACACAUGGACAACAUUACUGAGAUACCGGAAGAGCCCACUAAGUUUAAAUGGACGCAGACACUACCGAUUAUUUUGACAAAACCUCUGGAGUUGAUUUGCCCGUCUUAUGGCUAUCCGCCGCCGAAGCAUACAUGGUACAAAAGCGGCUUGAAACUAGCCCUUCCAAGUCCUCAUCAUUUCAAUUUGUCGAAAGAUGGCCGGAUUCUGACGAUUUUGAAGGCAAAUCGCUACGACUACGGUGGCUACGCAUGCACGGCCACGAAUUCAUUCCGUAUAGGUCCAAAUGAUCCAAUGAUCAGCUACAGUAUCACAAUGGAAUUUUACGCUACAACCUUGGUCGAGAGUGGGUACGAAUGGUACAUCAUUGCGUUUGCCGCUGUCGUCGUUGCGUAUGUUGGUGUAAAGCAGAGUUGCUUCAUCCCGAAAGCUCGCUGGGAAGAGGCCGGAAAUUGGUGGAAGCAGCUGCCGCGCCGUUUUUGCAAGGUUGAGCGUCGAGGGGAGGAGCGACGCAUCAGUUCUGUCCACUACCGCCCGGUCCACCAUCACAGUGCUCCCCAACUUCCCACCGAGAGCCUC